UCACCAUCAUCAUCAUCAUCACCACCUUCUUCUUCUUCUUCUCCAACCCAACCCCAUUUCUCUGUUUUUAUCUUUACAUCUCUCCUUACACCCUUUUCCUCCUCCUCCAUUUCUCUAACAUUCUCUCCUUAAACACACCAAGCCUCUCUCCCUCUUUUUCUCUAUCUCACAGUUUCACCGAAGGCAGAAACUUUUUCUUGUUAUCAUAUCUCUGCUUUGAUGAAAGGAACUCUGGGUCUUCUGGGUGGUAGUGGUGGUGGUGGUUCUUGUGGAAGCUCUUCGAAUGAGUCAGUAGUGGUAGCUGCUUCCAAAGUGGAAGAAGACUACGUGGGCAUGUCGUCUGAAGCGACGUCGUAUGGUGUUGAGUCCGACCUUGAACUGGGCUUGGGGCUCAGCCUCGGUAGUGGUGGUGGUGGUGGUCGGAAAUCUAAGACGUCCACGUGGGGUGAGUGUGGUCGUAUCUUGAUGGCCAAGGACUUCCCUUCUCGUGGACCGUCUUCGGCACCAAACUCUCGUUUGGCUAAUAUUAAGACUGGUGCUGUUGCUGUCGCCGGGACUAAAAGAACCGCUGCUGACUCUGUUUCUCAAGACGGUGGCUCUUCUCCUCCCAGGGUCAGUCAGGUUGUGGGGUGGCCACCAAUAAGAGCUUCCAGGUUGCAUAAUCAAGCAAAGACUUCAAGGGCUGCUGAAGAUGAGAAGGUGAUGGGAGACAAAGAAAAAUCCAAGGAGGCUUUAAAGAAGAAGACUAAUGAUGUUGGCAAUGGCAAGGCCAAUCUUGCUGUCAAAGAACAAGGGCAUCUUGGUUAUGUCAAAGUCAACAUAGAUGGCAUAGCUAUUGGGAGGAAAGUUGACUUGAGUGCUCACUCUUGUUAUGAAACUUUAUCCCAAACCCUGGUGGACAUGUUUUUCAGACCUAAUUUAACUGUGAACUUAAAUGGAUCAAGUGGAGAGAAGGAGCAAGCAGCAAAAUCCUCCAAGCUUUUGGAUGGGUCCUCUGAGUUUGCUCUGACUUAUGAAGACAAAGAUGGUGAUUGGAUGCUUGUGGGAGAUGUCCCUUGGAGGAUGUUCCUUGGCUCAGUGAAAAGGCUCAGAAUCAUGAGAACCUCGGAAGCUAAUGGACUCGCUCCAAGAUUUCAAGAAAGGAAUGAAAGACAAAGAUGCAAGCCUAUAUAGAAUCAUUCCAUCCCUUUAUAUUUCCUUGUCCUUUUUUUUUAUAAUCUGCUAAGAUGAAGAAAAACAACAACCUACAGUUUUUACAACAGAAGCAAAGUAGAGAAGUUGAUGAGACAGUGUUUUGCUGAGCUUGGUCUUCAACCAGUUUAUGUUUGCUCUCUCUUUUUUCUUUUUUUCUUUUUCCAAAUAUAUUUUUAUUUCAUUUUGGUUUAAAAAACCACUCUCUGGUUCUUGUUGCCUUUUUUUUUUUUGGGAGAUAGGGCUAUGUUAGUUUACUUUUACAACUUCAUAUACAGUGCCAGCAGAAAAACCUGCAUACUUGGUUAACUGCUGGUUUCUCAUACUGUAAAUAUUGGAGUAUCUUUAUAUCUAGAGUGUUCUAGUUUGCUGGAAGAAAAGCUUGUGUUGUUUUGAUUAUUGUUAAAUCUAUUAUUUUUGGUUGUGCU
Molecule: messenger RNA, 1619 nt
Organism: Humulus lupulus (European hop)
Lineage: Eukaryota; Viridiplantae; Streptophyta; Magnoliopsida; Rosales; Cannabaceae
Product: auxin-responsive protein IAA13-like
Exons: 5
Coding region: 220-1173 (317 amino acids)
Biological process (GO): regulation of DNA-templated transcription
Cellular component (GO): nucleus
Molecular function (GO): protein binding
Source: RefSeq, a predicted model, not a curated record